Molecule: messenger RNA, 669 nt
Organism: Notechis scutatus (mainland tiger snake)
Lineage: Eukaryota; Metazoa; Chordata; Lepidosauria; Squamata; Elapidae
Source: RefSeq, a predicted model, not a curated record
GGUGCGCUUUUGUGAAAUACUCCUCACAUGCAGAAGCCCAGGCGGCCAUAAAUGCUUUACACGGAAGCCAGACAAUGCCGCUGAUGCAGCAACAGGCCGCCAUCAUGGCCUCCGUGGCGCAAGGCGGCUACCUAAACCCCAUGGCGGCCUUCGCAGCGGCCCAGAUGCAGCAGAUGGCUGCCCUCAACAUGAAUGGGCUGGCGGCCACCCCCAUGACACCCACCUCAGGUGGCAGCACGCCUCCAGGCAUCACUGCACCAGCCGUGCCUAGCAUCCCGUCCCCCAUUGGGGUGAAUGGUUUCACUGGUCUCCCGCCACAGGCCAAUGGGCAACCUGCAGCAGAAGCCGUCUUUGCCAACGGCAUCCAUCCUUACCCAGCACAAAGCCCCACCACGGCUGAUCCUUUGCAACAGGCAUACGCUGGAGUACAGCAAUACGCAGGUCCUGCUUAUCCUGCUGCCUAUGGUCAGAUAGGCCAAGCCUUCCCACAGCCACCUCCCAUGAUACCACAGCAACAGAGAGAAGGACCAGAGGGCUGCAACCUGUUUAUCUACCAUCUGCCCCAGGAGUUUGGGGACGCAGAGCUGAUGCAGAUGUUCCUGCCAUUCGGUAAUGUCAUCUCCUCGAAAGUGUUUGUGGAUCGGGCGACAAACCAAAGUAAAUGCUUUG